GCGUCUCGCCGGCGAACUAAGUGCAAACGGACUGAGCGAGGACGAGUCUAUCGGCGGCGCGAGACGAGAUGACCGCUGGAGGCCGGGCGGUGCGCCAGCCGGCUAGUCGCGACGCCUCGAUGCGGCUAGCCAGAGCAUGGUCCGCGCCUCCUUUUCAAACACGACUCUCUCCUGCCUUCAGUCCCGUUGUCGCUCCUCAUCCACAUUCGCUUUCUUGCGACUUCCCCUGCGAACAGUCCUGUGGGGUCUUUAUUAAUUGUUGCAGUUUCUUCCUUUCCUCGCCAAUCGCUCAGCAUCUUCACUUUUUGGAUUUGGACCAUCUAUCCGUCCUCCACAGAGCAGUCUUAAUAUCAUCGCACAAGCCGCUUCGCUUUUCGUCCCGUCGACAUGUCUCUCUUCAGAGUUGCCCUGCCCGCGCUGGCAGUUGUUGGCUCCGCCUACGCCGCCUCGUGCAGCAACUCCGCUACUUCCACCAUCCAGAACGGCGGCGACGCCACCGCCAUCGCCUCGUGCACAACCUACUCUGGUAGCAUUGCCGUUGCGACCGGCCUUGCCGACGACAUUGCCCUUGAUGGCAACCUCAAGAAGAUCGAUGGCGACUUGGUCCUCGAAAGCAACUCCGACAUCAAGCGCUUCGGAUCUUCCAGCCUUCAGUCCAUCUCUGGCAAGCUCACCCUGAACGAUGUAUCGCAGCUCGCAGCCUUGUCUUUCCCCGCCCUGACUGAGGUUGAUGAGCUCACGCUCAAGGGUCUGCCCAACCUCCGCGCUCUGGAGUUCAACCUCACCAAGGCCGACAAGCUCGACAUUGAGAACACGAAGCUCCAGAACUUGGACGGCAUUGAUCUGGAUGAAGUCUCUUCCAUCUUCAUUGCCAACAACGACGAUAUCGCCAGCAUCGAGAUGCAGGUUACCAACAUCACCGAGUUCAUCACCCUUUCUUUCAACAACGCUAUGGUCAACGUCUCGUUCCCCAAGCUUGAGUCUGCCAACAACAUCUCUUUCCGUGCCAUUGGUUCUUUGAACAUUCCCGUGUUGUCUAAGAUCAACAGCGGCAGCUUCGGCGUCUUCGAGUCCGACAACCUUGAGAGCGUUUCCGCUCCCAAUCUCACCAAGAUCGAUGGUGCUCUCGUCAUUGAUAACAACAAGGGCUUGAAGAACAUCUCCUUCGCCUCACUCACUGACGUCGGCGCCAACCUGCAGAUCGCCAACAACACCAACCUGCACCAGAUUGACGGCUUGCCUAAGCUCAAGAACGUCCAGGCUGCUCUUGACAUGAGCGGUAACUUCUCCAAGGUCGAGACCCCUUCUCUGGACUACGUGAAGGGUGUGUUCAACCUCCAGUCUACUGGUGACAUCGGCACUGUCUGCGACGACUUCUACAACCCCCUCAAGGCCAAGGGCAAGCUCCAGAAGGGCAAGUAUGUCUGCCAGGGCAAGCUCGAGGAGGCCAACACUGCUGGUAGCUCUCCCAAGAGCGGCUCGGGCAGCGGCAGCGGCGGCGACAAGGGCGCCGCCGUUGGCCUGGCCGUUCCCAGCAUCUCUCUCGGACUUGUUGGCCUCGCUGCCGUCCUCCUCUUGUAAACCAGCUAGUUUCUGGGACGAUCCCACCACAAAACCGUUCUGAAACCAAUAUAUCAUCCAUGUUUCCUCGACAGCAUGUCAUCAUCCAGCGCGCGAGCGCUCUGGUGGACGACCUGACGCUGAGUCGUGGAUGCCAUCGGAGAGGGGGGUAAUGGACAACAUGCAUCAGGUCUUGGACUUGAUGGCGAGAGCUUACUAGAUUUUAAUACGUCACGCACUUCUGACAUGACUUCGAGACCGAUAUUGUGGAGUGUGCAGUUGAUGGUUUGGGUGCGAAUGGCACCCCACGAAAAGUGCACUCCUUUUCUUUCGUGUGUAUAGGUUAUGGCGUCUCACUGUUGUAUGCUACCGCGGGAAUACAUGGCAUGGUCAUUUUG
Messenger RNA from Paraphaeosphaeria sporulosa, 1958 nucleotides. RefSeq lists its product as uncharacterized. The record is from RefSeq and is a predicted model, not a curated record. Gene Ontology annotation, cellular component: plasma membrane; fungal-type cell wall. NCBI's taxonomy places the organism in Eukaryota, Fungi, Ascomycota, Dothideomycetes, Pleosporales, Didymosphaeriaceae. The transcript has 3 exons. The coding region runs from base 388 to 1581 and encodes 397 amino acids. Gene Ontology annotation, biological process: fungal-type cell wall organization.